Helicoverpa zea (corn earworm) is the source of this 833-nucleotide messenger RNA. RefSeq lists its product as uncharacterized. The transcript has a single exon. The record is from RefSeq and is a predicted model, not a curated record. Lineage: Eukaryota; Metazoa; Arthropoda; Insecta; Lepidoptera; Noctuidae. Bases 1 to 744 code for a protein of 247 amino acids.
AUGAGAAUGAGUUAUUCAGGGGAACCAAAUAGAAUGUGUCAUUCAGAGGAACCAAAUAGAAUGUGUCAUUCAGAGGAACCAAAUAGAAUGUGUCAUUCAGAGGAACCAAAUAGAAUGAGUUGUUUAGAGGAACCAAAUGCUAACAGUACUAGGAUUGAACCACAAUUUUUUAGUCACACUGAGCCUUGUCUGAGAAGUAAUUACUCUGUAGUCAAUGAAUCUGUACGGAUGAAUUCAACAAAGACUACACCAAGAAACAAUGGACCAGCCAAUUGUUCAUCUGGAGAUUGUUCUCAGAAUAGUGUUGGACAUAUAAGUCAUAUUCCUCGCAUUCCUCCCAGUCCCACUACUUACACCUUACCUUCUGUGCUGGAUAAGUCUUCAGGGUCUUGCCGUGAAGGUGGACAAGAUGACUUGUUUGGUAUGAUCAAACUAAGGAACAAUGAUGUUUGUUACACUAGUGGCAUUAUUGAGUGGGUAGGUAGGAAGAGAAGCUACCCUAUUAAUAGUGGAUUCAAACUCAUUACUGACCAAUGUGACACACAUGUGGAAAAAGUAAGAAAACUGAACACUAAUUUCAGUAGUAGAACACAUGAACACAAUAACUGUGACUGUGCAGAUGUACUGCCCACUGUUAAUGCAAUUGUUGACCAUUUGAAUGCUCUUCAUGAAGCUGUAGAUCUUGUUGAUUUGAGACUCAAUACUUUAGAAGAUUCUAUAACCAAGAAAAAAGGAGGAAAGUGAAUAGUUUUUACUACUUAUGAAAUGAUAUUUCCUUUGAAAACAAUGUUAUUAUAUAAACGUUUUAUUAUAAAACUGUCUUAUUAAAAUAC